Trichobilharzia szidati is the source of this 2115-nucleotide messenger RNA. NCBI's taxonomy places the organism in Eukaryota, Metazoa, Platyhelminthes, Trematoda, Strigeidida, Schistosomatidae. The record is from the annotation of a GenBank genome assembly.
AUAGUUGAUCACAGUUCAGUGUUCAUUUCAGUUUUCUGAUUUUGGUUUGUCAGGAAUUUAGACGAAGUACGGGGAAAUUACUUCGUAACAUACAAAUCAGAAAUCGACUUUAGACUUCAGAAUGAAUACUAAUAAGGAUUGUGCUUCUUGUGGUGAAAUUGUAUAUCCUUUCGAAGUGAUUAGGUGUUUUGAUCAGCAAUGGCACAGAAAGUGUUUUCGUUGCCAACACUGCGGAAUGGCGUUGAGUGUAUCCAACUAUCAUGGAUAUGAUAAGAAGCCAUAUUGUACAGCACACAAUCCGAAACCAACUACGUUCACUUCUGUCUAUGAUACACCAGAACUAUUGAGAGCAACAAAUAACACAAAAAUGUUUAGCAGUGUUAGAUAUAAUGCAGAUGCACAGCGUAUGAGAGGUCAAAUCACUUCAUUUCCAGAUGAUUUGUGGACCCAGCAUACUCUCCGUCUAUCGAAGCAAUACAGUGAGUGGGCUAAUAAUAUUCGUUCAGGAAGAAGUUCUGGAUUCGAUGAACGCUAUUCACCACAACCUUAUAGACGUUAUGAGUCACGCACUGGUUCAGCACCAUAUAAUAGUCAUUGUGGGUCAUCAGUUACACCUCCACCUGCUAGACUUGGACUAAAUAAUCAUUGCACGUCGCCACACACAUUUUCAAAUUCAACAGGCAUACGCCGUAGAUCAUCAUCAGCUCAUAAUGGAUGUCCAUUAUACAUUGACUCAAUACAUCAUCACCAUCAUUAUGAUCAGGCAAUUUCAUCACCGACAAGUCAAAAUGGACUUAGUCGUGCUGGAUCUUGUCAUUCGAUUACGAUAAAUACUCAAGCUUCACCAGCUGUGAACAAUAAUGCUGUGGUGAAUAACACUUACAAUGGUGGCUCUUCAGAAACUAUCAAUUUACCUCGGGGUUCAACACUUAAUCUAAACUUCCAUAACAAUGCACCGCAUAUACAUAACAACUCAGGUUUUGGUGGGACAUUUAUCGCCCAGUACAGCUAUGAAGCCAAAGACGAUGAUGAAGUGAGCUUUAAGCCAGGCGAUGUUAUCGUGAAUGGUGAACCCAUCUCAGAGGGUUGGAUGUAUGGUACUGUCCAGCGAACUGGACAAUUCGGUAUGCUUCCAUCAAAUUAUGUUAAACUUCGUCGUUAAAAAAAAAAGCAAACAACAUUAGUACUAUGAAUAUUUUAUUCUUAAUUUCAAUCUUGAAAUGUCAAAAGUAGCAAUCUAUUUUGAAUCUCAAAAAAAAAAACAUUCAUUGAUCAAUAUUUGUUACCUCUUUAUUUAUGCAUAUCACAAUAAAUAAUAUUAUAAUGUUUAAACAAAUUGUUUGAAUCUCUCUUCAGUUUCACUUUCGAAAUAGGAAUUUUUAAACAAUGAGUAUUUCACUUUGAUAUAUAUAAUGAUAUAUAUAUAUAUGCUCAAGGUUUAAAGAAGGGGAUAUAUUCACCAUUUGGAGAGAUUUUCAAAAUAAUACGCCACUGGGUUGUGACACAACAAAACAACUGUGAUUAUAACUAGUUACUUUUCCCUACUUUCUUUAUGAACAGAUAUAAUUAUCCUUUAUCUAAGAAUCACAUAAUAUAUGCGCACAUAUCACUUUACUUUUUAUCUUCCUACAGAAUAUUAUCGUUAUUUUCACCGUCUCCCUAACCAAUUCUAUAUAUCGAACUAAAACACGCAUAUUUCUUUAUAGUCUUUUUUUAUUAUUUUAAUCUAUGAAUACCUUAUUGUAUUUCUAUUUGGCUUAUCAUUCACAGACUGAAUCAAGAUCUCUUCCUCCUUUCUGUUUUCAUAAAAUGAUUGUUAAAUUGAUUUUCUUUUUAAUAUCAGCUUUUCUUAUGAAUACUUUCAUUAUUAUUAAUGUUAUUAUUAUUAUUACUAUUUUACACAUAAAGGUAUAUACAUUUUGUUUGUCUUUUGUUUAUUCGUUUUGUUUUAUUGAUUGCUUGUCGCACUUUCUCACUAUACACUAUACACUAAUAAAUAAUAAGUCAUUCUUCAAUGAGUCAAAAUUCAACAUCUGCCUAUAACACACGCAUAUACCCUUUAAUACACAUGCUGUUGUAUGGAAUAUAUGAUUUAAAUACCUUAUUUUAUAGCAG